Messenger RNA from Lachancea dasiensis, 1299 nucleotides. The record is from the annotation of a GenBank genome assembly. Lineage: Eukaryota; Fungi; Ascomycota; Saccharomycetes; Saccharomycetales; Saccharomycetaceae.
AUGAAGAGGCCAAGUUCCUCUGUCAAUGCAGUGGAGGCUAAACGGGCUAAUCAAGCCAGCAAAAGGAAUCGAGAGACUUGUACCGUACUGGCAAGUAACUUGCCUUUGAACUACAAUUUUUCGAAAGUACGAAAACUAUUUGGAGCAUGCGGAGAGAUUGAGCACAUAGACUUGCAAAAAAGUGCUACCGGUGAUACCAGGAUAGCGCGAAUUGAAUUCAAAGAUUAUAACGAUGUUCUUACCGCUCUGACGAAGUCGCAUAAGUCUCUUGGCGGAAGGGAAAUAAUAGUUGUUCCAAUAGAAAAUUGUACAUUAUGGGUAACGAACUUCCCACCUAGUUUCGACGAAAACGAUCUUCGCCGCUUAUUUGGCGAAUCCGGUGGUACUGUUAUGAGUGUACGCUUGCCUUCGCUUAGGUACGACUCGCAUAGACGAUUUGCAUUCAUUGACAUGGCAUCGGAAAAUGAAGCUACCCAAGUCUUGAACCAACUCCAUGAUUCGUGUAUCGAAAAGUACAGACUUGUUGUAAAACUAUCACAACCUUCGAUGGCUGUCAAAAGGACGGAUUCAGCCCUGCUAGAGAAGAGACAAGUACUAGUAAAAAAUCUAAACCAGUUCAAGGUUAUUAAGCAGAGGAUUGAAGAAGAGUUCGGUCGUUUUGGAGAAAUAGAAAAGGUCACCAUUCCAGAGCCUCAACAGGACAUUGGUUCAAAGAGUGAGGAUAUUAAAGUGAAUAAGGGCUUCGCUUUCAUCGAUUUCUCGCAGCUGCAAUCGGCUCAGCAAUCACUGGAGCUGAAUGGAAAGGAGUUCGAAGGGACUACGAUUGAGGUAACAAUCGCAGAUAAGAAGGCUUUUCUUGAAAGAAAGGCCAUAAAGCGUCUUUUUGCAAAAAAUGGUGCGAUGGAAAAUGUCUUAAGUUUAUAUCCUCUUGAUGAUAGGACCUCCAUCACGCAACUACAAAAUUUCAUUGUUGAUCAAUCCAAAGUCAAAAAAACUGACAUCAAGGAGAUUUAUUUGGCAUAUGACCAUCACGGUGCGCUGGUUGUCACCAAAGAUGCCUCUUCUGCAGCCCGGAUCAGGCUAGGUGUCUCUGGCGCUAAGUUUGGUAAAAGGAUAAUACGAUGCGGAAGUGCCAAAGAAUUGCAAGGUCAUAAACCAGCUGCCGCUUCCGCUUCAACCGGCAGCUCUAAAAUUUUGGAAGAGAGUCAAAGAGAUGAAUCGGUACACGAUCGGUCAAUUGAUGCUCCGACUAAGAAAAUGACGAAUGACGAUUUCAGAAAGAUGUUUUUGGGAGUCUAA